AUGAGGAACCGGUGCGUCUGGCUCUUCCUGGGCCUGGUCUUUCUGGCCGUCAGUGUUUCCGGCGAGUCCCUGAUCGAGGUGGACGAGAAUGGUGACGAGUACGAGCUGAAGCGCUUUUACAUCCAGGGUCGCCAGCUGAAGGGCGAUGGCAGCCAGUCGCAGUGCGUCGUAACCCGAAGGAAGCGCUCGGGCAGGGCUCUCUCGGCGGGCACUAAGACCGGAGAGACCGGAGCGAGUGUCCAGGUCAGUUCGCAGACACUGAAUGUGGAGAGCUUGCCGGCGAUGAUGGAGCAUCGCGAGGGCGCCGCCACCCUCCAGGAGGUGAAUCCCAGCAAGAGGCGUUAUGUGGCUCUGACGGGAGUGCACUACGAGCCGCAUGUUCCCAACGACGAAGAGGAAAAUGACGAUGAAGAUGAUGAUGAGGAUCUGGAAGACGAGGCGGAGGCUGCUCUGGCUGGGCAGUCAUCGAAAUCCCAGUCGCCGUUUGUGCCCGCUGCCUUGGCCCUGCCUUUGGCUCAGGGCUCUCAGGCAUCCUCCCAGGGAGGAGCUGAAGAGCUGACCAGUUCCGCCCAUCUGCCCCUGGGCGUCAGCGUGGUGGCCAAUGCCGCCAGUCAUGCCAAUGUGGCCGAGGAUGCCGGCAUCGUGGUGGUCCAGUCCCAUCAGCCGCCCAAGGUUAAUCCCGACACGCAUGCUGUCUUCGAGCUGAAGCCCAUCCAAGCGGACGUCCAGCAACCGGCGGUCAGCUUCUAUCCCUUUGUGCAUCCCUGGGAGGCGGUGCUGCCCGAAGACGAGGAUGACUACGACGAAGAGGACUAUGACGAAGAGGACUACGAUGACUUCUACUACGGCGGUAAUGCCUACUACCGGGAUCAGCCGGGCUACGUCGGCCUGGGUGAGUACGACGAGCACAUUGUCAGCGAGGACAGCCCGAUGUCGACCACGGCGAUCUGGAGCACUGACGCCGACGAUGGCGACAUCCAUCCCGUGAUCAAUCAGCCCAACAAGCGGCCGAAUCAAAAUAAGAAAAAGAACAAGAAUAAGAAUAAGAAUUCGAACAAGAAGAAUCCGAAGCGGAAGGCUCAGAAGAACAAGAAGCGAGUGCCGCAGAAGAAACGAAAGGAGGAGAUGGAGGACGACCACGAGCUAAUGACGCAAAAGAGGAAAAAGAACAAGGAGCAGAAGGAGAAGGAUCACAAGAAGAAGCAGGACAAGGAGCAGGGCCAGGAGUUGCAGCAGGACCAAAUGGACCAGAGUCCCGUAGAUGUUAUCAAGAAGCCAGCGGCUGUCGCAUCUUCAAGUGCACAGUCUUCCAUCAGCAGCAGCAGCAGCAGCGGCAGCAGCAGCAGUAUGUCUUCUGCCAGCAAUUCUUCUGGCAGCAAUUCUUCGGUUGACAAGAAAAAGAAGAAGAAGAAGAAGCCCAGCAGCAGCAGCAGCAGUAGCAGCAGUAAGCGCAGGACCAAGAAAAAGAAGAAGCAGAGCAGCAGCAGCAGCCUCUCCAGUGGCAACCGACGUCGCCGUCCCAGCAGCUCCAGCUAUAGCUCCGCUGGGUACAGUGGCUCCAGCUCCAGUUCCUCCAUCGGCGGCUACCGUCGCCGGCGGCCACAGCUGACGCAGCAGCAGCGGCGGCGCCGCAAGCAGCAGAACACCAGACGCCGCCUGCAGCAGCAAAAGCGCCGGAGGAACCGCAACAAGAACAGGCAAUUCUACGGCAACGAGCCCAUCAUCAAUUGCAUCUACAUCAACAAGGAUCCGCCGACGACCACCACUCCACGUCCCUUCUGGAACAUCCUGGGACGUCAGUCGGACGACCAGAACGCCAAGGCUGCCCAGGCCCCUGGUCAGGAUACCGCCGCCGUAGAGCCUGUGGAUCCCGUGGCAAAGCAGGCCGUCAUGCAAGCCGUGCGACGCAACUUUGGCGAGUUUGGCGGUCGCAAGCGCACCAACCUGCGAUUCGUGUCCUAG
Drosophila kikkawai is the source of this 1962-nucleotide messenger RNA. Lineage: Eukaryota; Metazoa; Arthropoda; Insecta; Diptera; Drosophilidae. The record is from RefSeq and is a predicted model, not a curated record.